Messenger RNA from Penicillium antarcticum, 327 nucleotides. RefSeq lists its product as uncharacterized. The record is from RefSeq and is a predicted model, not a curated record. NCBI's taxonomy places the organism in Eukaryota, Fungi, Ascomycota, Eurotiomycetes, Eurotiales, Aspergillaceae. The coding region runs from base 1 to 327 and encodes 108 amino acids. The transcript has a single exon.
AUGUCUCUCCACACACAGCUGGGCACUGAUGGCCACAAGCAAGCUCCUUUUCACAACGCUUGGAGCAUGGGAUGUGAUCACAAGGAGCCGCACAAGGCAUUGAGCACGUGCUAUGAGGACAUUCCGAAAGACAUUUCUGCUCUGCACAUGGAGUGCAAGGCUCAAAGCAUUUGCGUCCACAUUUCGAGUGGCCACAUUGCACAUCGCACGGAGCCCGGCAUGGGGAACAGGGGCUGUCACUAUGGCACAGAAGCUCGCAGCCAUGAGCACACGUCGAACGCUUCCGAUCACACGGUUUUUGGCAUCGGUCAUGGAAUGUCUGGGUAA